AUGGCGUUGAGACAGUUCAAGGCCACAGGAGCAGAUCAACUGAGUGAUCGAUGGGGGUACGCACCCAGUUCAGCAGGCUCCAGAGGCCUUUUUCAUUCGCUCGGUCAUUCCAGUGCGGCUAAUGAUCAACCCCCGCCGCCCCUUGGAAAGACUGGGACUGGAAAGGAAACGAGCAGAAACCAGGCGUCCAUCCGCCGAGAUUCAGAGAAAAGAACCGAACGUGUCCCGAGUAAUCGAAGAAACACUGGUUGGUUGGUUGGUGUCUUGGACGGAUUUGACCUGAUCAUCAAUCCAAGAGUACUCCGUACCAGACUUAACAAUAAUACAGUGGCCAUCGGCUACGUACUAUCCAUAGGUACCCUGCAGAUGGGCUUGAGAUGUCUCGCAAAGGAAGGAUUCGCCCGGGCAAUGAUAGUGCUUCGUCGGGCGAAAUCCGCCUGGGAUUAUGGAUUGAUUGGCAUUGUUGCGGAGCUGUCCAUACUUAUGGCUAUAGUUGUAGCGAAUCAUAUCGACUUUGUUCCAUACUUCAAUAAUAUAAUGAUGAGCGAGACUUUUGACAGCGCUCCAUCUUUACCGAUCGGGAGCAGAUGGAUAGUUUGGUUGAUUCGUAUUUCCAUUGAUACCUGCAAGUUGAACGGUGAAAUUUGGCAAAGAUUUGGAAGUCAAGGGAAAAAGCAAAUGGAAACUGCACGCCACACAGUGCCGAUAAAGAAAAACUGA
This is a messenger RNA of Aspergillus niger, 720 nucleotides long. RefSeq lists its product as hypothetical. The record is from RefSeq and is a predicted model, not a curated record. NCBI's taxonomy places the organism in Eukaryota, Fungi, Ascomycota, Eurotiomycetes, Eurotiales, Aspergillaceae. The coding region runs from base 1 to 720 and encodes 239 amino acids. The transcript has 4 exons.